AUGGAUGAGGUGGAGCAGGACCAGCAUGAGGCCCGACUCAAGGAGCUGUUUGACAGUUUUGACACGACAGGCACCGGGUCCUUGGGACAGGAGGAACUCACCGACCUUUGCCACAUGUUGAGCUUGGAGGAGGUGGCCCCAGUGCUCCAGGAGACGCUGCUUCAGGACAACCUCUUGGGCAGGGUGCAUUUCGACCAAUUUAAAGAAGCAUUAAUACUUAUCUUGUCUAGAACUCUGUCAAAUGAAGAACACUUUCAAGAAUCAGACUGUUCACUAGAAGCUCAGCCCAAAUAUGUUAAAGGUGGGAAGCGUUACGGACGAAGGUCCUUGCCUGAGUUUCAAGAAUCUGUGGAAGAGUUUGCAGAGAUUGAGCCACUAGAUGAAGAAGCACGGCCUUCACACACCCCAGCCAGUGACCGCCACGAGCACUGGAAGACACAGCGUAGUGAAGAGUAUGAAGCGGAAGGCCAGUUAAGAUUUUGGAACCCAGAUGACUUGAAUGCCUCACAGAGUGGGUCUUCUGCUCCCCAAGACUGGAUAGAAGAGAAACUGCAGGAGGUUUGUGAAGAUCUGGGGAUCACCCGUGAUGGUCACCUGAACCGAAAGAAGCUGGUCUCCAUCUGUGAGCAGUAUGGCCUGCAGAAUAUCGAUGGAGAGAUGCUUGAGGAAGUCUUCCAUAAUCUUGAUCCUGAUGGUACAAUGAGCGUAGAAGAUUUUUUCUAUGGCUUAUUCAAAAAUGGAAAAUCCCUCACACCAUCAGCAUCUACUCCAUAUAGACAGUUGAAAAGGCACCUCUCCAUGCAGUCCUUCGAUGAGAGUGGACGACGUACCACAACCCCAUCAGCAAUGACAAGUACCAUUGGCUUUCGGGUCUUCUCCUGCCUGGAUGAUGGGAUGGGCUAUGCAUCAGUGGAGAAAAUACUCGACUCCUGGCAGGAAGAGGGCAUUGAGAACAGCCAGGAGAUCCUGAAGGCCUUGGAUUUCAGCCUUGAUGGGAAUGUCAACCUGACAGAAUUGACACUGGCUCUUGAAAAUGAACUUUUGGUCACCAAGAAUGGCAUUCACCAGGCAGCUCUGGCCAGCUUUAAGGCUGAGAUCCGGCAUUUGCUGGAGCGAGUUGAUCAAGUGGUCAGAGAGAAAGAGAAGCUGCGGUCAGAUCUGGACAAAGCUGAGAAGCUCAAGUCUCUAAUGGCUUCCGAGGUGGAUGAUCACCAUGCGGCCAUCGAGCGGCGCAAUGAGUACAACCUCAGGAAACUGGAUGAAGAGUACAAGGAGCGAAUAGCAGCCUUAAAGAAUGAACUCCGAAAGGAGAGAGAACAGAUCCUGCAACAGGUGGGCAAGCAGCGCUUGGAACUUGAGCAGGAAAUUGAAAAGGCAAAAACAGAAGAGAACUACAUCCGGGACCGCCUUGCCCUCUCUUUAAAGGAAAACAGUCGUCUAGAAAAUGAGCUUCUGGAAAAUGCAGAGAAGUUGGCAGAGUAUGAGAAUCUGACAAAUAGACUUCAGCGAAAUUUGGAAAAUGUGUUAGCAGAAAAGUUUGGUGACCUUGAUCCUAGCAGUGCUGAAUUCUUUCUGCAAGAGGAGAGGCUGACACAGAUGAGAAACGAAUAUGAGCAGCAGUGCAGGGUAUUACAAGACCAAGUGGAUGAACUCCAGUCUGAGCUGGAGGAAUUUCGCACACAAGGCAAAGUGUUGAGACUUCCCUUAAAGAACUCAGUGUCAGAAGAACUUGAGGUUAACAGUGGUUGCAUUGAGCCUGACCAGGGGCUUGGUUCUGAAGAAUGCAAUCCAUUGACUAUGAGCAUCGAGGCAGAGCUGGUCAUUGAGCAGAUGAAAGAACAACAUCACAGGGACUUAUGUCGCUUAAGACUGGAGCUUGAAGAUAAAGUGCACCAUUAUGAAAAGCAGCUAGAUGAAACCAAGGUCGCCUGUGAAAAGGAGCAAGACAGCAUGAAGCAAAAGUACGAGAAUGAGGUCCGCGUCUUGGAAAAACAACUAAGUGACCUUAAAAACGAAACUGCAGAACUUCGGGGCCAGGCAGUGGUGCUCAAGGAAGCACAACAUACAACUCUCUGCAGACACGAGGAGGAGAAAAAAGAACUGCAAACGAGGUGGGAUGAGGAAAAGGCUCACCUGCGGGAGAAGCUGAGGCUGGAACACGAGAUGGAACUCAAGGCUCGCCUGGAGCAGGCAGAGGACAGCUUUACCCGGGAGAGGGAAGGACUCCUUCGGAAUGGCGCCUGGACAGAAGAGAAGGUGAGAGGCUUGACUCAGGAACUCGAGCAGCUUCACCAGGAACAGCUGAAAAGCCUGAUGGAGAAGCACACUCUUGAGAAGGAGGAGUUGCAAAAAGAGCUCUUGGAAAAGCACCAAAGGGAACUUCAAGAGGGAAGGGAAAAAAUGGAAACUGAGUGUAAUAGAAGAACCUCUCAGAUAGAAGCCCAGUCUCAGGCUGAUUGUCAGAAGGUCACCGAGAGGUGUGAAAGCGCUCUGCGGAGCCUGGAGGGGCGCUACCGCCAAGAGCUGCAGGAGCUCGUGGAACAGCAGCUGGAGGAGAGAUCCCAGUGGGAGUUUGAGAAGGACGAGCUCGCCCAGGAGUGUGCCGAAGCCCAGGAGCAGCUCAAAGAGACUCUGCAAAGAGAGAAAGCAACGUCUCUGGUCCUGACCCAGGAGAGAGAGAUGCUGGAGAAAACGUACAAGGAACAUUUGAGUAGUAUGGUCGUUGAAAGAGAGCAGCUGCUCAGAGACCUGGAAGAUCUAAGAAACGUGUCUGAAAGUCAACAGAGCCUGCUGUCCGACCAGAUACUUGAGCUGAAGAGCGGUCGUGACAGAGGUCCGAAGGACGGGGAGCAGGUCCCGUGCCAGGCGGGCGCCUCAGAGCAGCAGGCCAGCCAGCAGCUUGAGAAGCUGGAAAUGGAACGUGACCGGGAGAGGCAGGAAAUGAUGGCCAAGCUUCAGGCCAUGGAGAGUGUCCACAGGGUGACCUGUGAGAAGGCAGAUCAGGAGAGGGCCCAGAUGAGCACAGAAAUCUCCAGGCUGCAGAAUAAAAUCAAGCAAAUGCAGCAGGUGGCAUCUCCUUUCUCCAGGAGAGAGAGUGGCUGCCGGGCAGCAGGAGGCGAGGACGCAGAAGGAAGUGGAGCCAUGUCCCUGCUCCAGCAAGGAAAGCAGUUGUUGGAAGAGAAUGGAGAUGUUCUCUUGAGCCUGCAGAGAGCUCAUGAGCGAGCAGUGAAGGAAAAUGUGAAAAUGGCCACUGAAAUUUCGAGAUUGCAACAGAAGCUACAGAAAUUAGAGCCAGGGUCGGUGACGUCUUCUUGUUUAGACGAGCCAACUACUGGAUUCUUUGGAAAUUCUGUGGAACGGACAGAGCCAUUUUUACUGCAAAAUCAAACGAAGCAAGUAGAAGCUGUAGCCACACGGUGCGCCCUAAGUGACCUACAAGACGAUGAGGCCCGGGAUCUGGGAAGUACAGGGACGAGCUCAGCUCAGAGACGGGAGGUCAAGACAGAGGAGUCUGAGGCAUCAAUAGAGAGUUUUUCCGAGCUCGAGAAUAGUGAAGAGACCAGGACCGAGACCUGGGACCUGAAGAAUCAGAUUUGUCAGCUUCAGGAACAGCUAAUGAUCUUGCGUGCAGACUGCAGUCGAGCUUCUGAAAAGAAACAGGACCUACUUUUUGACGUUUCUGUGCUAAAAAAGAAACUGAAGAUGCUUGAGAGAAUCCCCGAGGCUUCCCCCAAGUAUAAAUUGUUAUAUGAAGAUGCCAGCAGAGAAAAUGACUGUCUUCAGGAAGAGCUGAGAGUGAUGGAGAUGCGCUAUGACGAAGCCCUAGAAAAUAACAAAGACCUCACUUCGGAAGUUUUCAAAUUGCAGGAUGAGCUAAAGAAAGUUGAAGAGGUGACUGAAACCUUCCUUAGCCUGGAAAAGAGUUACGAUGAGGUCAAGAGAGAAAACGAGGAACUGCAUGUUCUGGUUUUGAGGCUUCAAGGCAAGAUCGAGAGGCUCCAGGAAAGAGCGGUGCUGCGCUGUGACUGCUUCUCCUUAUGGGAAGCCCAUUUAGAUAACCGGGAAGUCCAACCUGACGAGAAGGUGCUCGGACGACAUCAGACAUGGGAAGAGCGUGUGCCCACGGUGACAAGUGUCCAUCAUAUUCUAGAAGAACAUUAUCAAGAAAACCAGUACCUCGAGCAGCAGAAUGCACAGCUCGUGGGAGAAGUAAAAGCGAGUGAAAUUGCCUGGCUUCACAGAACAAUCCGGACACGUCGAGAGAAGCCCAGAGUACAGAACCAAGUUCUGCUGGAGGAAGACACCGCUCUGCCGGGCCUUCAAGACGGACAUCUUCAGCGUCAGGCCACCAUAGCGGAGUUGGAACUGGAGAAGAAGAAGCUGCAGGAGCUGACUAGAAAGCUGAGGGAGAGAGUCACUACUUUAGUUAAGCAGAAAGAUGGACCUUCUCAAGGAGAAAACGAGGAAGAACUAAAGGCGAUGAUGCAUGACUUGCAAAUCACGUGCAGUGAGAUGCAACAGAAAGUUGAACUUCUGAGAUGUGAAUCUGAGAAGCUUCAAGAAGAAAAUUCUAUUUUGAGAAGUGAAAUUACUACUUUAAAUGAAGAAGAUAGCAUUUCUAACCUGAAAUUAGGGAAAUUAAAUGGAUCUCAGGAAGAAAUGUGGCAAAAAAUAGAAACUGUAAAACAGGAAAAAGCUGCAGUUCAGAAGAUGGUUGAAAAUUUAAAGAAACAGAUUUCAGAAUUAAAAACCCAAAACCAACAAUUGGAUUUGGAAAAUACUGAACUUAGCCAAAAGAACUCUCAAAAUGAGAAAGAACUGCAAGAACUUAAUCAACGUCUGGCAGAAAUGCUACGCCAGAAGGAUAAAGAGCCAGGGCGCAGUACAUUGGAGGAAUGGAAACAAGAAAAGUCUAAUCUGAAGGAAGAACUGGAACAGUGUAAAGUGCAGUCCUCCACUUUAGUGUCUUCUCUGGAGGCAGAACUGUCUGAAGUGAAAAUACAGACUCAUAUUGUGGAACAGGAGAACCUCCUUCUCAAAGAUGAACUGGAGAAAAUGAAACAACUGCACAGAUGUCCUGAUCUUGGUGACUUCCAGCAAAAACUUGCUAGUGUUCUCAGCUACAAUGAAAAACUGCUGGAAGAAAAGGAGGCUCUCAGUGAAGAACUAAAGAGCUGUGUGGAUAAGUUGGCAAAAUCAAGUCUUUUAGAGCACAGAAUUGCCACUAUGAAGCAAGAACAGAAAUCUUGGGAACACCAGAGGGAAACCUUAAAGUCGCAACUAGAGGCUUCACAGGAAAAGGUUCAGAGUUUAGAAGACACCCUACAGAAUGUGAACCUGCAAAUGUCCCUGAUUAAAUCUGACCUACGAGUGACUCAGCAGGAAAAGGAGGCUUUGAAACAAGAAGUGACGUCUUUAUAUAAACAACUUCAGAAUGCUGGUGACAAGGUCCGUCAACUGGAAUCAAACCUUCUUCCCCCUAAGCACCAAAAACAUCUAAACUCAUCAGGUACGGUGAGGCCUACAGAGCAAGAGAAGUUGAGCUUAAAGAGAGAGUGUGAACAGUUUCAAAAGGAACGAUCACCUACUAAUAGGAAGGUCAGUCAGAUGAAUUCCCUUGAAAGAGAGUUAGAAACAAUUCAUUUGGAAAAUGAAGGCCUGAAAAAGAAACAAGUAAAACUGGAUGAGCAGCUAAUGGAGAUGCAGCACCUGAGGUCCACUGUGAUGCUUAGCCCAUCCCCUCCCACGUGGGAUCUCCAGCUGCGCCAGCAGCAAGCCUGUCCGACGGUGCCCAGGGAGCAGUUUCUGCAGCUUCAACAGCAGCUGCUGCAGGCAGAAAGGAUAAACCAGUGCCUGCAGGAGGAACUUGAAAACAGGACCUCCGAAACCAACACGCCGCAGGGAAACCAGGAACAACUGGUAACUGUCAUGGAAGAACGGAUGAUGGAAGUUGAACAGAAAUUGAAACUGGUGAAAAGGCUUCUUCAGGAUAAAGUGAAUCAGCUCAAAGAACAACUGUGCAAGAAUACUAAAGCAGAUGCGAUGGUGAAGGAUUUGUAUGUUGAAAAUGCCCAGUUGUUGAGAGCUCUGGAAAUGACUGAACAGCGACAAAAAACAGCAGAAAAGAAAAAUUACCUCCUAGAAGAGAAGAUUGCCAGCCUCAGUAAUAUAGUCAGGAAUCUGGCACCAGCACCACUGACUUCUACACCUCCCUUGAGGUCAUAGCCAAGCCAAAGGAUACACUCAUUUGUGCACUUUACUGAAAUGGAUGGAACAUUUCAGUAGGUUCUCUCAACCUUGUUUUUUUUUUUUAAACCUUUACUGGUUUAAAGUUCAGCUCAACCUAAAACUGCCAGCAACAGAACUGUACUCUCCAUUCACUGUAAUUAGUUUUUCUAAAGAGACUCUAAUGGAAGCUGCAAAUAGUCACAUAUUUCACUGUUUAAAUUAUUCCCCAGUUUUGAAUUUUAAAGACAUACCCUGAUAGCCACCAAAAAGGUGGGUAUAUGAACACAACGCAAGAAUCUUAAAACCCCCAGUUGUGAAUAAGUUAAAAGACAAAACAAUAUUACGUACAAAUGUUUGUGUAAAUUCCAGGUAUUUUAAGUUUUAGGUCUGAUGAGUUUGUUUUGAUCUUUAUUUGAAAACCAAAUGUCUGUCUUCUUACACAUUUAAAUAUGGAGAAGUCAUUCUGUUUCCAAUAAUUUUGGCUCUUUAGUGAGAGACCCUGAGCUCAAUAACCACGGAGGACAGAAGAGCCAGAGCCCA
Molecule: messenger RNA, 6768 nt
Organism: Puma concolor (puma)
Lineage: Eukaryota; Metazoa; Chordata; Mammalia; Carnivora; Felidae
Source: RefSeq, a predicted model, not a curated record